Messenger RNA from Colletotrichum karsti, 702 nucleotides. RefSeq lists its product as uncharacterized. The transcript has 2 exons. Gene Ontology annotation, molecular function: dioxygenase activity. NCBI's taxonomy places the organism in Eukaryota, Fungi, Ascomycota, Sordariomycetes, Glomerellales, Glomerellaceae. Bases 1 to 702 code for a protein of 233 amino acids. The record is from RefSeq and is a predicted model, not a curated record.
AUGCGCUCCGAAAUCGAGGAUUUCAAGCACACGUCGCACCAGCUCGGCGUCAAACUUCUCCAGAUCUUCGCCCGACACUUUGGUCUCGAGAACGACUACUUCUCCAAAGCACAUGAUGACCUAGAAGGCCCCGGCAGUGCCCUGCGGAUGCUGCACUACCCCGUUCUACCCGAACAACCGGACAAGAGCGUUCCCCGACUGUACGAGCACACAGACUGGGGCUCGCUGACCUUCGUGUGGCCCCAGUCGGGAGGCCUGGAGAUCGAGACGCCUUCGAAGCAGUGGAUACCGGUUCCUUUGGUCCCCGGUGGCGUUGUCGUCAACAUUGGGGAUUGUCUAUCGUUGUGGAGCGGCAAGGUGCUCAAGUCGACGCUUCACAAGAUCAACUUUGAUGCUCUUCCUAUUGAUCAGGAGAGGUGGUCGAUGGCGUAUUUUGUGAAUGCGAAUAAUGAUGCCAAACUCGAGGUUCUCAGCAGCGAAGCUAGAUCUGCGUCGGUCCAAGACUUCUCCGAGGUGCUCACAAUGCAUCAUUACGCCCAGGCGCGCAUCUACAUGUCACAAGCGCUAGAUGCCAAGAACAAUUGGCUGGCCAGCGACACUCGAGAUUUGAAGCCAAUAAUGAAAGUUGUUGACGUGAUAGAGCAGCUCGGUAUUGCCAACGGGAAUGGGGCUUUGAACGUGAUGAAAUCAGUCGCGGCGUGA